AUGAUUAUCAAUUGUGAUUCAAAUAUUUAUUUAAAAUCAUUAUUUAAUUCAAUUGAUUCAAUUGAUGAAAAAUUCCAAAAAAUUACCAAAAUUGUUAAACCAAUUGAUGAUUUGGAUAAUUUAUAUGAUGUUAUUCAAUUAAGAGUUCAAAUUACGGAAAAAGCAUCAAAGAAUGUUUCAAAUUUACCUCAAUCUAUUAAAAAUUGGAUUAGAUUUGUAUUAAAGGAUAAAUUUCAUAAUGGUUGUAUUACAAUAUAUAAGAAAAAAACAAUUCCAAUGAUUGAUAUUAUUAAAUAUUUAAACCAAGAACAACAAUCAUAUGGUUCAUUUUUUGAAAGGAGACGUACUAAUAGAUUGAAAACUGAAAAAAAAUUGUUAUCCAAGAUUAAUGAAUAUCCAAGUUUUAUUAUAAUCAAUCAAUCAGGUUUAAAUAUUGAAACUGAUCCACAAACUAAAAAAUGGUUUGUAAGUCAAUUGACCAAAUUAUCAUCAUGGAUUGAUAUUAAUUUUAAAAAUACAAAUCCUUGGGAAUUAACUAAAUUAAUACCUCAAUUUCAUGAUCAUGUUACAAAUGAUGUUUUAAUUUUCACUAAAGGUUAUAAUGAUGAUGAACCUGUUUUAAGAAAUGAAUUAUUUCAAAAUGAAGAAUUAUCCUUUUCAAGAAGGAUGCAAAGAUUUGAUUAUCAGUUGUGUAAAUAUAUUACAGAAGAGGAAGAUGAUACAGAAGAAGGAGAAGGAAAUUUAAAAGAUGAUUCAGACAUGUCAAGUGAUGAAGAUCUAAUAUAUGGAAGACAUAGAUUGAUGAAUUCCUUGCGAUUCAUGUCGAAACAUAUGAAAAUGUACGAGAAAAGAUCCUAA
Hansenula ciferrii is the source of this 858-nucleotide messenger RNA. RefSeq lists its product as uncharacterized. NCBI's taxonomy places the organism in Eukaryota, Fungi, Ascomycota, Saccharomycetes, Phaffomycetales, Wickerhamomycetaceae. The transcript has a single exon. Bases 1 to 858 code for a protein of 285 amino acids. The record is from RefSeq and is a predicted model, not a curated record.